GGGCGGGUGCUCCGCCCUCUGGCUCUGCGGUCUGGGGGGUGGGGGGGGCAUGUAUUUGUUUUGAUCCCUCCCAGCUGCCGGAGAGGUGCGUUUGUUUGCGUCGGAAUUUGGGAUCUGAACGGACUUUUGUGCGUGGUUUUUGCGGCCGACAUUAGUUGCCUGACUGAGCUUUAAUGGAGCCUGGGGUCGACGGCGAGGUGGUUGCUAUGGCCCUCCUGUGGUGACUAUGUGUGUGCAGAUAAGAUAAUGAAGAAAUAAAGAUGGCAUUUAAUUCAGAGUCAACCGCCAGCCCCAGUGUGACAGUGAAUUCCAAUUCAACCAAGGAGUACUGCUACAGUGCUCGGAUAACAAGUACUGUGCUACAAGGCUUACCCUUUGGAGGUGUUCCUACUGUGCUUGCACUAGACUUUAUGUGCUUUUUGGCACUCUUGUUUGCGUUCUCUGUUCUACGGAAACUGGCCUGGGAUUAUGGGCGUCUUGCACUGGUUUCGGAUGCUGACAGAAAGAGACAUGGAAAACAUCGAGCAGAAGAGCGGGAAUAUGUGGCCUCGGCUCUGCAUUCGGAGAACCAUGACAGAUACGAACGUCUGACCUCAGUGUCGAGCUCGGUUGACUAUGAUCAGAGGGACAAUGGCUUCUGUUCAUGGUUGACUGCUAUAUUUAGAAUAAAAGAUGAAGAGAUCAGAGAGAAGUGUGGCGAGGAUGCCGUCCAUUACUUAUCCUUUCAGCGUCACAUCGUUGGGCUGCUGGUGGUCAUUGGUAUUCUCUCUGUGGGUAUAAUCUUGCCUGUGAACUUCUCAGGAGAUCUGCUCGAAAAUAAUCCAUACAGCUUUGGCCGGACAACUAUAGCAAACCUGAAUUCUAGGAAUAAUUUGCUCUGGCUCCAUACCGUCUUCUCUUUUCUGUAUCUGCUUCUCACUGUCUAUAGCAUGAGGCGACACACUUCAAAAAUGCACUACAAAGAGGAUGAUUUGGUAAAACGCACUUUAUUUAUAAAUGGAUUAUCAAAAUAUGCUGAACCUGAGAAAAUAAAACAACAUUUUCAGGAAGCUUACCCAAACUGUCCAGUUUAUGAAGUCCGUCUCUGUUAUAAUGUGGCAAGGCUAAUGCGUCUCAAUGCAGACCGGAGAAAAGCUAAGCGUAGCAGAGUGUACUAUUCUAAAGAGGAAACACCAGUCAUGAUUAAUCCCAAGCCCUGUGGACAACUGUGCUGUUGUGUUGUCAAAGGCUGCGAGCAGGAAAAUGCAGUGGAAUAUUACACCAAAUUGGAACAGAAACUUAAUGAGGAAUACACAAAAGAGAGGGGAAAAGUGUAUGAGAAACCACUUGGCAUGGCUUUUGUAACAUUCCAUGAUGAAGCAGCAGCAGCUCGAGUUCUCAGAGACUUCAAUGCCUGUAAGUGUCAGGGCUGCUUAUUCAGGGGAGAGCCACAACAGUCUUCAAACAGUGAGUUUCUUCAUGUUUCAAGCUGGACUGUGAGCUAUGCCCCUGAUCCCCACAACAUUUACUGGGAACACUUGUCAUUGAGGGGAAUUUCAUGGUGGCUACGCUGCUUCAUCAUCAACUGUGUCCUUUUCAUUCUACUCUUCUUCUUGACCACCCCGGCCAUUAUCAUCACAACGAUGGACAAGUUCAAUGUUACAAAACCUGUUGAAUAUUUAAACAACCCCAUUAUAACACAGUUUUUCCCAACACUCCUGCUGUGGUGUUUCUCAGCUCUUCUCCCAACCAUAGUUUACUACUCAGGAUUUUUUGAAGCACAUUGGACAAGGUCAGGGGAAAAUCGAACAACAAUGCACAAAUGCUACACUUUCCUUAUCUUUAUGGUCUUAAUUCUGCCGUCACUGGGUCUCAGCAGUCUGGAUCUGUUUUUCCGUUGGCUGUUUGACAAAAAGUUCCUGGAAGAAGCCACUGUACGAUUUGAGUGUGUCUUUCUCCCUGAUAACGGUGCUUUUUUUGUGAACUAUGUGAUUGCUUCAGCCUUCAUUGGAAACGCCAUGGACCUGCUACGCAUCCCAGGCCUGCUGAUGUACAUGAUCCGUCUCUCUUUGGCCAAAUCGGCAGCAGAGAGGAAAAAUGUCAAACGUCAUCAAGCAUACGAGUUCCAGUUUGGAGCAGCUUAUGGGUGGAUGAUGUGUGUCUUCACUGUUGUUAUGACCUACAGCAUCACGUGUCCCAUUAUCGUUCCAUUUGGUUUAAUGUACAUGCUUUUGAAACAUUUGGUGGAUCGUUACAAUCUGUACUAUGCUUACCUGCCUGCUAAACUGGAUAAGAAGAUCCACUCCGGUGCAGUGAAUCAGGUGGUGGCGGCUCCCAUUCUCUGCCUGCUAUGUCUACUUUUCUUCUCCACUGUAAGAACAGGAUUCUUGGCUGCUACGUCCAUGUUUACAUUUGUUGUGCUGGUGGUCACUAUCGUUAUCUGCCUCUCUCAUGUCUGUUUUGGCCAUUUCAAAUAUCUCAGUGCUCAUAACUAUAAGCAAACCUCCACUCGAGGAGAUGCAAUAAGUACCGAGGAUGAAUCCUGUUACAGGACACUGAUUGAUCGUAGUGAAGUGGAUGGGACUGCUGAAGCAAACGGGCAACGGGACGGCACUUCAUCCUCACCAAAGGUUACAAGAUACAUUGCCCAGGUAUUGCAGGAUCCUCAGUCAGAGGCCACGGGAGAUGAUAACGAACAGAAGGACACCAAGGAAGUGAUUAAUGAAGGAGAGUUCCAGUCCUGUGAAGACAGUCUUAUUGAAAAUGAAGUUCAUCAUUAGCGGAAAAUCAAGAGGAGCCUUUUUUAAAAAAACAAACAUAAGUGCACAAUUUAGGACCAGAGACCAGGGCACCACAGGUUCAGUGAAACUCCAGACUGAAAUUAAUCGUCCUGGGUACUGUGUAGCCUAUACCAAUACAAUACAAAUUGCUAAACUUGUAUUUGUUCUGCUGAUGGGAGGAACACUACAGAACUGGAAUGUAAAUGGGUGAAGCUGGAAGGAGAGAAAAUAGCUAAUCAUUUUACCUGUUUGACCAAAUGUAUGCCGUCAUGUCCAUUUAUAUUAGUUGCAUCUUUAACAUUAGUCCAAGAAAACAAUGCUGCCACCAGAAUGGGAAAUGAGCAAUUGAGCCUGGUUACAUAAGCACGUGUAUUGCUGCUGGGUAGGGAUGUGUGUGUGUGUGAGAGAGAGAUCAAGAAAGAGAAAAGUGGACAUUGUAUGUUUUUUUAAUCCUUCAUGAUGAAAAAGAAUCAUUAUUCAAAAAUUCCUGGGGGAAAAAAAUUAGCACACCUUUCCUAUUCAUUCAAAUCGUGAAGAAAUAAGUAUGUUAACAUUGUACAGAUAUUUGUAAGUAUGUGUUUAAACUUAGAGUUUAAAGAAAAGUAGUCCAGUGUUUUUUGUUGCUGUUUCCCCAGCAAAUUUAAAAGUUUUCAGUGCCGGUGUGAUUGUUUCUUAGCUACAUAGAAGAGUGGAAAUACAGCAAGUUCAUGGUUCUGACUGUGCUUGGUGUUUCCUAUACUUAAGAAUGCAAUCACAGACAAAUUCAGUUAUCGUACAUCUGAAAACAAUUGUAAAGUUGGAUAAGCACGAAAAAGAGAGUACCACAGGCUGGAAAGAAAAUGACCAGCAUUAGUUCCAUUUAGUCAACCAGCUGGGCUGAGCUGGAAUUUGCCCAGAGAAUCACGGGGCUAUACCUCAAUAUUUCCCCUCUUCUCUGGAGGUUUUGCCCAUGUGCAGUGAGUACUGUUGGUUAAGAGUUGAACACAUUUAUCAUGAAUACCUUUCAUGUUCAAGAGGCAGAUGAUCUUUGGGGACAGAAUAGGAUAGUUAAAUAUUCUUAUUUACCUUGGUGUUCAAAUGGUGAAACAAUUGAAGAACCCGAAAGAUUCUUAAAAAGAGAAGAUGUAGCAAAUCUGUACAUGCCACCUUUUAUAGUCAUUGCUUUUGGAGAAGAGGUAGCUGGAUAAUUAAUUGAAAUAAUCAUGCAUUAAACUUGUGGAACUUGUAGAUGUAUUGCACAAGGACAAGGUGAAGACCCAGUAUGUCUUUUUUUUUAUUGUUUCCCCGCCCACACCUUUCUUCCAUAUUGGAUGUAAAAAGUGGUCACAUCAUCCAAAAAUCCUUAAAGACGCUGUUAGACUUCAGUUUAUUAAAAAUAUAACCAGCAGCACUACCUGGAUUGAAUCACUGCAUGUUAAGGUUCAGCUGUAGCUGGUCUUGGGAAAGGUGAUAGAAGACACCCUUACUAAUAGUGAAAGGAUUACUAAGUUGGAAUCACAAUUAUUAAUAGUUAUGGUAUAAGUUGCAGCUAAAGAGCAGUCAGAAUUGAUAUAGAAUGUCUGACUUCCUUUUCUCUCCUUAAUGAUUGCAUUGUAAAUGCAAUAAAAAGACCCUAAUGCAGUGAUUUUUAGAAUCUUCCUACACAUCAACUAGCCAGGAAUUGUAUCACCCAUUUUGAUAUGGUAAUGUUUUAUUGAAGUCUUAAUUUGCUGACACUAUUAAGAAUUUUCUUUCCUUCAACAGAUGGUGGGGAGGGAGAGAAAGUAAAAACAUAUUUAGUAUGUCUGGCUGUGAUUUAUCACAUUGGAAAAUGAAGCAUUCCUUUAUUCACAAUUAUUCUACUUUUCUGUUAAAACUUCAUUUGCAAUUUGGACUUGAAGGAAGUAGAUAUUGUUGGACUAAGUUUGCAUUCUUGAAUGUAUAAUUAGUCUUUGGCACACAGGGUCUUAGGUUUGUGAAUAGAAAAUUAAACUCGUUUCUCCAUUGCACUUGUACAGUUUUCAGUCUGUUUGGGGUCAAAGAUUGGUAGUUUGCUUUCAGAAAGCUGAAGAAACUGUGUGUUAUGCAAUGUUUGGUGUUAGUUUCAGACUUGCUGCCUCUUUAUUGAUGACCAAAAUGCAGUAGCUGUGUGGAUAACUUGAAUGGUGUGUUGCAUUGUUUUAGUGGAAUCCUAAUUAAAUACAGAACCCAUUUUGCCAAGGCACCUCACACUUUAGGACGUCUGUGCACCCUAGAUAAGAAAAUGGCACUGAGUAACAAUGACUGGGAACUAUUGGACUGUCAAAGGCUAUUUUGCCAUCUAUGUAACUGGUUCUAGGGGAAAUUGGCAUUCUACUUAUUACAGCAAAGCAAUGUUCUUUCAAAUAUAGCACAGCACACAAUAAGUUCAAUAUAAUGGGAAUUAUUAGGGAAGGGUUUGCUCCAUUACAGCCUUGUGUAGGUGUCUAACCAGAGUUCUACCCACUGAAUUUAUCGAGCAACUUUAACACUGACCAGCGUACCUUUUCUUCCCCCAAAAAUUAUUACUCUUGAGUUUUGGAUUCGGUAUCAUUUGGGAUUAGCAUCUGAAAAUCAUUGAUGGGAACAACAUUACUGCUGUUAACUUUUAUUAAUAUAAAAUUAAUAUAGAAAUUAAUAUAAAUGCUAUUAACUUCUGAUACUUGUGAGGUUUCACACUUGUUGAUAAAUAAGAGUGCAACAUGAGUUCUUUACUGUGUGUUUGAAUCGUGCUUGGAUGGGGUUACAUGUAUAUAGCUGAAUGUACUAAAGUGCAAAUAUUGUGUAUAUAUAAUCAAUAUAGAUCAGCAAAUUACUUCACAUCUGUCCUGUAGUAUGUGGUGAUGUAGUAGUCAUAAAUUAUUAAUAGAUAUUAUUGUUUGAAGUGCUCUAUCAAUAGUCAUCUGCAUAAAAAUGUGGAAAUUCGUCUAAGAGCAUCUGCCUUCUACAUGCAUUGUUCCUUGGGCAUUGAACUCUCAAAGAGACAGAAUUUAAACCUAAAUCUCCAAUCAGUUCCCAUUAGGUAGAUAGAAUUGGCUUGGAACAACUGAGCUAGGCUGGAAAUGAAGUGGGCAAGGAAUGGUGUUGAUGUGAACUCAAGAAACCUGGCUGAUGCUAAUAUUGGGAACGAUGUCACUGUGAGAUUCAGGUAAUUAAAAUGAGCUUGAUCGACCUUUUAAUUAAUCCAUAUAAUGCCUGACUUGAAAUGCUUAAUCUGGGUACAAAACAAUCAUCCACAACUUUAAAAGUGUAUAAACAAUUACAGCAUACUGGAAAUUUAUUGUUGUUUGAUUUCCAUUUCAAAUUAUCACAUAGUAUGUUAUUUUCAAUGUAAGGAACUUGUAUUUCAUUUUGACUUUUCUGUAGACGGUGUUGCCCUUUCAUGUCGAGGGAACUGAACUGAAUGCCACUUGUCCUUAGUGAAUGAAGUUAAUGCUGAUUGUAAAGCACAAAAAGAAUGGCUGUAAUUGAUUCCUUUAUUGUGAUCUGUUCUUGACUACAUCACAAAUCCCAUUUAGUUUACAGUGUUUUCAUUCCAAUGCAUAAACGUGAUUAUCAUAAUUCAACAUUUAAAAUACUAGAGGGAUACUUAUUGAACACUUGUUAUACAGCCAAGGAAGCUUUUAGAAUAGUAUGGGGUCAAACAGAUAUCAUGUGAUUCAGUGGGCACUCACUGGGAGUUUGGAAUUCAUAAAAGCUUCUAUUGAAAAUACACCAAUAUACUCAUAUUACCCCAGUAAAAUUCCUUGGAAUUAUUCUGAUUGAUAUGAAAAGUGUUGUUUGAGAGUUGCUGCACCCUGUAAUUUUGUGUUUCUGGGGUGAGCUUAAGGUCAUAUUUUAUCAAGCUCACGUGAAAUACUAGGAAAUUUCCCUUGUUCAUCAAGUAAGACACAAUUUACCUGUAGUGUCAAUUCUUAUUUGUAGUCUGUUCUCUUACCCCCAUUUUAUAUUUCGUUACUAACGCACUCUUCCUAAUGAAUCUUUAGAAAGUGUAACUAUUAUCUCAGGUCAGAGCAUUCUCAUUCAAAGACUUGCUGUGAAAUGAUGUAAAGAGACUGUCCAGUUAUUUAUUUAUUGAGCUACAGAUGUGGAGUAGGUCUUCCAGCCCUUCGAACCGCGCUACCAGCAAUCCCCCCCCCCCCGACUUAACCCUAGCCUCAUCACGUUACAAUUUAAAAUGACCAAUGAACCUACCAAUCGGUACAUCUCUGGACUGUACGGGGAAACCAGAGCACCUAGAUGAAGUCCACAUGAUCACAAGGAGAACGUACAAAUUCCUUAAAGGCAGUGGCCGGAAUUGAAACCGGGUUGCCUUUACUGUAAAGCAUUGUGCUAACCACUACACUACCAUGCCGAUGUGGAUCUCUAUUUCAAUUCAUCAGUUGUUGAUAAAUUUGAUAACUUUUGCUUUGAUGUUUGAUUUUACUAUUUGCUGUUAAUUUUCUUACCCAGUUCCAUUCCCUCGCCCCAGCCUGCUCCUCUCUUCUGCAACUGCUUCAGAGCAAAGGUGCAUUGACCAUAAGACAUAGGAGCAGAAUUAGGCGAUUUGGCUGAUCAAGAUUCUCUGGCAUUUCAUCAUGCUGAUCCAUUUCCUGGUCAGCCCCAAUCUCCUGCCUUCUCCCCAUAUCCCUUCAUGGCCUGACUAAUCAGGAAUCUAUCAGCCUCUGCCUUAAUGUACCCAAUAACUUGGCCCCUAUAGCCAACUGUGGCAAUGAAGUCCAUACACUCACCGCUCUCCAGCUAAAGAAAUUCUUCCUCAUUUUCAUUCUAAAAGGAUACCCUUCUACUGAGGCUGUGUCCUCUGGUCUUAAAUUCUCCCACUGUAGGAAGCAUCCUCUCCACAUCCGCUCUAUCGAGGCCUUUCAACAUUCAAUACGUUUCAAUGAGGUCACCUCUCAUUCUUCUGAAUUCCAGUGAGUAGAGGCCCAUAUCCAUCAAUCGGUCCUCAUAUGGUAACCCUCUCAUUCCCAGAAUCAUUCUCGUGAACCUCCUCUGAAGCUUGUCCAAUGUCAGCACGUCCUUCCUUUGGUUCAAGGGAUCCAAAACUGUUCACAAUACUCAAAGUGAGACAACACCAGCUUUCAAGCUCAGCUUUGAUAACCUGUCAAAAGAGAUCCUCCAGGCAGCCAAAUCCAGAAUAUGUUAAGCUGGUAGCUGUUCAUAUAGUAGUUAAUGGGACAAAGUGACAGUGAUUAAAGGCCAUUUGUUUGUUACCUAAACUGUCCCGCCAUGCUUGUCUCUCUGUCUCUCUCUCCCCCCCCCCCCGCCCCCUCUCAUUGCUUACCAGUAUCUCUCCGUGCUGUUAAUAAAAUCUAGGUAAAUAAUUUCAGGCACUGAGAUUAAAUUGUAUACUUAAAAGAAAUCUUAAGUAGUGCAGAAAUUGAGUAUUAGGGCAGGAUAGUGGAAAUGUUGUUGCAAGGGUUAUCCAGUUACAGUCACUUAGAGCACCAUGGGGCAAUUUCACACUUGCCAUGUGUUUUUCAUCUAUCUGGUGAAUCCAACUUGGGCUGGUAACAAGGCAAUGUUUUGAGUCCCUUGAACAAAGAACAAAGCCGGCCCAUAUAAUGUACUAAUUAGAUUAUUUCAAAAAAUAGCUGGUCAUCAUUCUAAACUAUUUGAUCUAUGAAUAGUGGCUGGAUUUAAGGGGGGGGGGGGCCUGUUCCUGAAUGAUUACACUUGCUGCAGUUAGCACCAAGUGACUAGUUGUCAUAUCAAGGCUCCAGUUGUAGUCAAGACAAGGAAGUAGUUGUGUAUCAGCCUCCUCUUUAAAACCAUAGCUUUAAGGUGUUGGUUACAAAUAAAUCAUUGGCGACCAGCCAUUAUGGCUAGAAUUCCGAAAGGCUGAUGAAUAGCAUUUAAUGUAAUUUAUUAUGUAUGUAUCAUAUUAGUAGAUUUGAUUGUUGUAUUUUUGUUGCCUCGUACCCAUUGGAGAUACAACCUCAAACAGCUGAAUGUCCAUUUUGGAGAUGGACGUCCUAAUGGACUAAGGAACUCCAACUCUGAUCUCGUUAGUUCAAGCAUUUCCUUCCCACUCAUCCCUGUCAAGUUACUCUUUGAUCUGUUGAUUAUUUUGAAGGAGGUUGCUGUCAGGUAGGAAAAGACAGUAACAAAAUAUAUUAAUAUGGAAUCUUGCAACAGCAAUGUGAAAUCAAAGUGACAGAAACCAGUGAUUGUGUAGGAAAUUAGUAUGAUCAAGUGUAUAAAACGUGGCUAAUGUGAUUAAAUUGCAUUUUUCUCAAGAAGCAGUGAAAAUUUGCACGUUAAAUCUUUAUCCAAGAUACCACUGAUUGUGAAAUCUUGAUAUUCAGAUGGUUUAGAAUGCAAAACAUACCAAUUUUUGACCAACUCCCUUUGAAUUACUGUUAUGUAAAGAUGAAAGUAAAUCAUCAGCAUUUCCUAUCAGAGUCACUGUGAAGGCAAGUUUACAUAAUAUUUUCUGUAAUUGCAUGUAAAUUAUUUGCCAGAGAUGGUUUCUAAUAAAAGGACUAACUCUGUAUCUUGUUGCAUGUCUUCCUGAAACAUGGAAGAGAGAAAAUAUGAAUUUGAUAUUCCUCUUCUAUCCCUGCUGUAUUCUUUAUAAUGUGGAUGUAUGUGUAAGUGUGUACAUAUCCUACUAGCAGUUGUCAAUAUAUAUUACCUGUUCUUUUUAACUAGGGUUUUGCAGAAUCUGAUGCAGUAAAUCUGAACUAUAGCAGACACAGUUGUGCUUUCAUUGCUUAAUGCAGUGUCUUUAGAUUUGGUUGUGUCGCUUUACAGAUCUAAUGAUUGCUGACUCCUUGUGCUUUAGAUGAGUAGCAUCGCUUUUUUCGUGCUGUCAUCUCAAUGUUGUAAUACUGGGUCACAUUCGUGUGCCUUUAUAAAUAUUUGCAGAUUAGCAGAUUGUUGCUCACAGUUACCAACUACAACCAGUCUGUAGAGUUGGAUGUUGGAGAGAGUUGUGGAAGGCGGUGUGGUUUGUUAUUUCCACUUGCACAAGGACUCAUUGGGAAAACAACUAGUUCAUCAGGCUAGACUAUUUCCUAGCUCAGCACACAAACAGGCCCUCCAGCCCGUCUAGUCUGCCGAACCAUUAAUUUACUUAGUUCCAUUGACCUGCAUCCGGACCAUAGUCCUCCGUACCCCUCCCAUCCACUUAUCUAUCUAAAUUCCUCCUAAAUGUUGAAAUCAAGCCUGCAUCCACUGCUUGCACUGGUGGCUUAUUCCAGACUCUCACCACCCUCUAAGUGAAGCAGUUUCCCCUCGUACUCCCCAUAAAUAUUUCACCUUUCAACCUUACCCCAUGACUCUAGUUGUAGUCUCACCCAACCAAAGUGGAAAAAGCCUGCUUGCAUUUACACUCUCUGUACCAUAGCGGCAAAUAUAAGAUGUGUGGUUGAUACACCUGCUCAUAUUCAUUAUGAGCUAUGCCAAGGAGAUUCCUUGGGUGGUCUCCAGGCACAAGAGGAAAAGUAUACCAUCAUGCCUAUUCCAAGGUCUCCAUCAAUAUUCCCAAAUUGUGUAUGUGUACUGACCCAUGGAUCUGCAAGCUUUCCCCUUGUGUUGCAUGUGCACUUGCAUUGCAUUGCUAGUUUGAGGUAUGUUAUCUGUUUGCUUGGCCUACCUGUCAUUGUGCCUCUUCUCCAAGGCUUGUAAGUUCUUUGUGUGUUGGAUGGGCUACCAACUCCAGGGUAGAUGAUGUGCAAUAUUUCUGCAUUUGGUUCAGGGCUGGUUGACAGAUGACUAAUGAUCAUCCACUGAUUUUUCUGUGCCCCCAGAAACUAUUUCUCACUGUAUAUAUCACACUGUUAUAUGAGCUGCAGACUGUUCUCACAGGAUGAUUGGAAUUCAUCUCCACAUGUAGUAUUGCAGAGAGGACCAAAAGAGGAAGUAACUAAAUCCUACCAUUGGGGUGCAUUGUCAAGGUGAAAAAAAAUGAACAUUCUUCCAACUCCUUGUGUGUUACAAGAACUGAAUUACUGAUAAAUCAGUUGGCUUGGUCUGUGGCCGAGACACACCAAAUGGAAUGAAUAUUGGUUGCAGUCUAAACUGCUAGCAAUGUAAGUUAGUGGUAAAGAGCAUCUUUUGUUUGCCUAUUGCCAUUGUCAAAUAAUAUUCAUUCUAACAGUCCACAACAGUCAGCUCUUUGCAUUUACAAUUCAAGCUGUAACUAUACUAGAGCAAUAGUCUAUAGCUUAAUGUUUAUAACAUAAUUUAGUAUAUUAAGCAAUGUGUACCAAUCAGUUCUUGUAGUGUCAUACUGCUACAUUUUCCACUUCUCUCAAAUUUACUAGUUUUAGAAUUUUCAUAUGUUGUUCCUCAAGGAUAAUUUUAGGAUGGCAGUUUUGAUGAUAAGCUACUGACUUGCUCUGUCUUCUUGAAAGAGUUGCCAAUUAUAAUAAAUUCCUUGCAGUUUUUAGCUACUUGAAAAUUUGAGAUUUGUACCAGCUUGUAAAUUCAGCUCAUCAGAUUAGGGCCAGUGUUUAUGAUUUUUAUCAACUUGCACAUGGAGUAUAACAGACAUGUUGGACCUUUCUCCAUAUAUAACAGAUAUGCACUGCAAAAGAAUUAAAGUAUGAAUUUCAAAGAAUUACAAUCAGGGGACAGUUAAACUUAGCCUCUACAUUGAUCAAAAUUUUUCUGGUGUAUCAGAUUUCCAAUUUUGGCACUGGCUCACUGCUGCUUAAUCAUCUGUGGAAUUUGCAAAAUGUUUAAAGAUGUUCAAUAAACAACAUUGUACAAUCAUGGACUAAACAUUUGAUUUCUAUGCCUGGGUCUGCCCACAGAUCAUGACUGAUUUUUAAGGUAG
This is a messenger RNA of Mobula hypostoma (lesser devil ray), 11541 nucleotides long. Its product is annotated as CSC1-like protein 2. Gene Ontology annotation, molecular function: nucleic acid binding; calcium-activated cation channel activity. Lineage: Eukaryota; Metazoa; Chordata; Chondrichthyes; Myliobatiformes; Myliobatidae. The record is from RefSeq and is a predicted model, not a curated record. The transcript is spliced from 25 exons. Gene Ontology annotation, cellular component: plasma membrane. Bases 261 to 2759 code for a protein of 832 amino acids.